AUGUUACGUUUACCAAAUUAUAAAGUAUCCUACCUGCAAAUACAACAGAGGUUUGUAACGAGUACAACAAACGUCGUUUUGAAACCUAAUGUUUCUGCGAAUGCUUAUCAGCCCCGAACUGUAGAAAAGAAGAAAUAUGAAAAUUGGGAGAAGUAUAAUCUGUUUACUGCUGAGAAUUCUAGCAUGAAACCUCGGUUCAGUAUGGUACUACCUCCUCCGAACGUCACCGGAUCGUUACAUUUAGGUCAUGCGUUAGCCUGUACAAUCCAGGAUGUGAUUAUAAGACACAGAAGGUCCAGGGGCUACAAUGUGCUCUGGUUGCCCGGUAUAGACCACGCUGGAAUUGCUACACAGGGUGUAGUAGAAAAAUAUCUGAAAACAAAACAGGAUAUAUCACGCAACGACAUAGGGCGGGAAAAGUUCCUACAAGAAGUUUGGAAAUGGAAGGAGAAGCAUGGACAUGCUAUAGUUAACCAGUUGAAAACACUUGGAUGUUCCCUGGACUGGAGCCGACAGACUUUUACCAUGGACCAGAAACACACACACGCUGUCAACACAGCCUUCAUAAAACUAUUUAAAAAAGGCCUCAUAUACCGCAAGAAGGCUUUAGUCAACUGGUGCAGUACAUUAAAUUCUACAGUCUCCGAUAUCGAAGUUGACAAUGUCACUUUAAAUGGCCCAAAGGAGAUCCAAGUACCCGGGUAUGAUAGACCCGUUAAGUUUGGUGUGAUAUACCAUUUUGCAUAUAAGGUGUAUGAUUCUGAUGAGGAAAUUGUGGUUGCUACUACAAUGCCAGAAACUAUGUUGGGCGAUACCGCGAUUGCUGUACAUCCUCAAGAUAAAAGGUAUAAACAUCUGGCAGGCAAGCAAGUUUGGCACCCAUUCAGAAAAGAAACGAUACCAAUAAUACUAGAUGAAUUUGUUGACACGCAAUUUGGAACCGGCGUGGUAAAGAUAACACCAGCGCACAGUAAAGUAGACUGUGAAGUAGCAAAAAAGAAUCAGAUACCAUCAAUUCAAGUUAUCAACGAAAAAGGAUGCAUGACAACUUCUGACCAGUUCAAUGGAAUGAAGAGGUACGAGUGCCGGCAGCUGAUCUUGGAGACACUAGAUAACUUAGGCCUUUUAAAGGAUGCCAAACCACACUCAAUGACCUUACCAACAUGCAGUCGAAGUGGAGGCAUCAUAGACCAUUUACCGAAAGAACAGUGGUUCUUAUCCUGCAGCAAGCUGAACAAGAAAGCCGCCACACUAGUGGACAAAGGUUUGCUGGAAAUUGAACCAAAGAAGUUCAUCAAGUACUGGCAGAAUUGGAUCGGAGAUGACCGCGACUGGUGCAUCUCCAGACAACUUUGGUGGGGCCAUCAAAUCCCAGCCUACAAAUGCAGUGUCGAUCGAAAUAUAGUUUGGAUCGCCGCUCAGAACGAAGCUGCUGCUAAAGUUGAAGCCUCAAAAAUUUUAAGAACCUUACCCGACCUGAUCAAAAUUGAAAGAGAUCCAGACGUACUUGACACCUGGUUCUCAUCAGGAAUCUAUCCAUUCGCAGCGCUAGGCUGGCCGUAUUCUGUCAAGAAAGACUUUGAGAAGUUCUAUCCCUUAGAUCUGCUGGCGACGGGACACGAUAUCUUAGGGUUCUGGGUCCAUAGGAUGGUGAUCCUCGGACUAGAGUUAACAGAUCGGUUACCAUUCAAAAAGGUUUUACUGCACGGUGUCAUUUGUGAUAGCAAAGGCGCCAAGAUGUCCAAAAGCAGAGGAAACGUUAUAGAUCCCCUAGACGUUAUUGAAGGGAUUAAUAUGGAGAAUCUUAGGGACAAAACGAAAGAAAUGCACAGAAAUGGAAUUUUGAGUUUGGCGGAAAUGGAUAAGGCUUUGUCGUAUCAUCAGGCAAACUUCAUCAAUACUAGAGGAAUACCGGAGUGUGGGGUCGACGCAUUGAGGUUCACUUUGCUGUCACACGAUAUUAAAUCUCAUUUUGUCAACUUCGAUAUUGCGAUGUGUCACUCUAACAAACUCUUCGGCAAUAAGAUUUGGCAGAGCGUCAAAUACACUCAGCUCUCGUACUCCAAGCUACCCCCCUUAAACGCCGAGUUGUCCAAGUCGAACCUCACGUAUUUCGACAAAUGGAUCCUAAGCAGGUUGUCAGAAAUGGUAGCGACGGUCAACAAAUCUAUGAAUAACAACGACUUCCAUUUAGCUACGAAGGCGAUAAGGACUUUAAUGUACAACGAGUUUUGUGAUAUUUACUUGGAGGCUACCAAACCAGGGUUUGGCGGCAAAAAUUUAGUAAAGGCGUAUGCUCACGCGCACACAUUAUCCGCAGUUCUGAAUACGUCACUAAGGUGUCUCGCGCCGUUUAUGGUAUAUUUGACAGAAGAACUAAUUCCAAAAGUGCCCACCUUCGCAAAUAACAUCGUAUUCAAUUUUAAAGACAGUCCUAACAAAUAUUAUGACUUCCCGUUUUCAGAAGAUUUUACGGAAUGGAAAGACGACACUAUCGAGAAGCAUGUGAAUCGAUUUAUGAACACGAUAUAUUUAAUUAGGGAGUUGAAGGCUCUUUACAACAUUUCAAAUAAAGAGCGCCCUUCAAUUUACAUUAACAAUUUAGAUGAAAGUUUGAGAGACGACAUAGAGAGUAAUCAGGAGGUAUUUUUAAAUCUAUCGCGGUGUAGUGAUGUAACGUUUAAAGCGGAUUCGGAUAAAAAUUAUGUGUCCGGUAUUCUGGAUAAGGACACAGAGGUGAACGUGGAAUUGUUGGGCGAAGAUGUGGAAUUGGCGAUUUAUGCGGCUAAGAUAAAACUAGAAAAGAAAAUUCAGCAGUUAAAUGACAGUUUGUCGAGAUUAGAAGCCAAGUUUGCUAGUGGACAUUAUUUGGCCAAUGCCCCUCAGUGGGCCCAAGCCGCGGACAAACAGAAAAUAGAUUUGAAGAAGAAAGAAAUAGCCCAAUUACAAAGACUGAUGUAG
Spodoptera littoralis (African cotton leafworm) is the source of this 2961-nucleotide messenger RNA. The record is from the annotation of a GenBank genome assembly. Lineage: Eukaryota; Metazoa; Arthropoda; Insecta; Lepidoptera; Noctuidae.